GAGCCUCCCAGAGAACAGGGGAGCCAGCUCCCGAUCCACGUCCAUGUCCUGACACUCUUCGUCGUCGUCCGCAAACUCAUACCGCAGCCUUUGGGUUUGGGUAGAUGGCCCUGGUUCUUGGGCUGUCACGCGUGGGGUUCGCGGCUUGUAUGUUGUUUCGGCGCAAUAGUUACGACAACCUCGUGCUAUGUCCUGUGGUUGUGGUGCUGGCUGCAGCUGGGGAUUUGUGGAUGGGUAUUUAUAGUCGUCUUCGUCGACACCUUGACAACCAAAGCUAACGUCAGAAUCCUCGGAAUUGUUUCUCCUUCUAGUUUGAGCAG
Molecule: messenger RNA, 320 nt
Organism: Lindgomyces ingoldianus
Lineage: Eukaryota; Fungi; Ascomycota; Dothideomycetes; Pleosporales; Lindgomycetaceae
Exons: 1
Coding region: 105-278 (57 amino acids)
Source: RefSeq, a predicted model, not a curated record